This is a messenger RNA of Serendipita indica DSM 11827, 2934 nucleotides long. The record is from the annotation of a GenBank genome assembly. NCBI's taxonomy places the organism in Eukaryota, Fungi, Basidiomycota, Agaricomycetes, Sebacinales, Serendipitaceae.
AUGAGCUCACACUUGGCAAAUCCCGAUUUUGACGAGUUUUCUCUACCUGUUCAUGUCCACCAGCGACGAAUCCGCCAUAUACUGUCCAUUCAGAUUCGAAAUUUCACUCCAUUUCCGUUACGGGAUGCAUUCACGUCCUCGUUAGCUGCCUCUGGGCCGCCACUUUUGGACGCUGUCGAUGAUAUAGAACUCACACUCUCACGAAGGCGUAUGAGGAGGAUAUCAACAAAUUCUCUCAUGACAGUGAAAAGUUCUAGAGGUGAUUUGGAUCAAUCAGCGACCACGUCUCAGGCAGAAGCUGCUCAAGGACGUCCUCGCGCAAAUUCGCGUUCAGUGCGGAAAUCAGCACAUCUAGGAUACACUCAACGACCUCAAAGAGACAGGGCCACUUCUUCCGCGUCUGUACGUUCCGCCGGAAGGAAUUCAUUGUACAAUGUCUUCGCCCCUUCUUCUGAGGAUUCAGUGGCACCUGUUAGCCCCACAGCUAAAGGCAACAAUCCAGAGGGACACCAAAAGGAUCUGGAACAGAUUAUGGCCUCUCGGCUGGUCGAAACCUUUCUAUCCCUGGAGCCGUUAUCUCAGGACGCACGCUCGUUUCGAAAACCGCAAGCACGAGCAUCAACCUCUCCUGUGCGCGCCGUUAAUACCAGUUUUGACGGCACUGCAAGCAGAUUUCGGUCCGAUAGUGCAGCCUCACAGAGGACUUCUCCCAGAACCACAACUUUCCAGCCUAUCACUCCACAGCCAUCAAAGAUAGGCAAUGCGCCCUUGGACGAUAUUCCGAGAUCCUCUUCACCAUCUGCGUCCCGAACCUUUCAGCAUCGACAGAACUCCUCGAUUGCGCAGCCGUCUACUCAGUCCCCUCGUGCCAAGAUGAAGAUGAUGGAGCCGCAUCGCUCAUCCUCAUUGUCUAUUAGCCAUGCACUACCAACUCCUGCACCAUCUCCUCCACCAGAAAAUGAGGAGGUCUCUGUCCCCUUCUAUAUAUCUCCCUUUCACAGACCGUCUACGAAUCCUCUUUUCGCUUCCAUAGACGUGCAGCAUGACUUUGCGCCAUGGAUGGACCUGGCGAGUCAGAGGUUCAAGGCGUUCCUCUGGGGGAAUAGUGGUUCUGAAUGGGGCAAAACGGCAGAAUCAAAGCCGGUCAAUCCUGCCGGACUAGCACUGGAGAUAGAAACCCUACCACCAACGGCGGACAAUUGGGAGGUGCUGGCUUCAUGGGAUGUUGACAUGGACGAUCUUGUCCCAGUCCCAGUCGAGUACCUUGAAAAUCCUCUGAGUCUUCCCUCUAACACACUCGUCAUGAAACUGGCCCCGAACGGGGAAGUAUAUUACCUUCCAUCAGUCAACAAUGGUGUAGCCUCGUUGCCACCAUCUCCAACCGCAGGCUACUCUGAUACGGAAGUAGACUACUCCAACGCCGAGCCACUGAAGCGGCGCCAUAAGCGAUCCUUAGACCCAUUGAAAGCCAAUGUUCUCAAUAAGAGCCUUCGGGAAACGAAGAUGAAGAGGACAGCAGGGUUCGGUGACUUGCUCAAACUUGUCACGUUACAGUCAGCCCUAGCUGACACAAAGCUACAGCUGGAGGAGAUAGUAUCAUCUUGUGAUGAGCUAUUAGAAGGUGAUACGCUGUUUCACAUGCAACGCGAGAUGUCCCAGCGGGAGCGAGACUUAGAGUCCAGGAAUAAAGACGUACAAGAGGUGAUAACAUGCACGGGGAAUUUACGGGCACGGUAUCAAGAGAAACUCAGUCAAGUGCAAGAGCGCCGUCAAGCUCUGGAAUCUGCUUUAUCAGUCCAUGCUGAAGAAGUGGGAAAGUUGCACAAGUUGAGAGAGGAAGUUGAUGAUAAUCGCAACAAGCACCACGCCCUCUCAAAAAGACUCACAUCUGUUCGCACGACGCUUAUACAGAGCGUUGCCAACAUAUUUCCCAUCGAGCCCAUUGAGCCACGGGAUCUGCUAUUCUCCAUCGCUGCUCUCCCCCUUCCAAUCCCCAUGGGUACCAAUGACCCAGCGCCUCCUUCGACUAUCCCCGGUGAUAGCUCCUACAACGACGAGACUAUGGCAGGUGCUUUGGGCUACGUCGGUCAGAUGCUUAAUCUCGUAUCUGCGUACCUGGGCGAUACUCCAGUGUACCCAAUCUUUUGCCAAGGGAGUCGUAGCAUGAUUAAAGACCCUAUUUCCGCCAUGAUGGGACCAAGAGUGUUUCCUCUUUACAUGAAGGGUGCUGAGCUAUACAGAUUCGAAUAUGGCGUCUACCUUUUGAAUAAGAAUAUUGAGGCGCUGAUGAAUGAUCGAGAUCUACGGGCUCUGGACAUAAGGCACACACUCCCGAACCUCAAGAACCUGAUAUUGACCCUCACCAGUGGUGAGGCUGCUGUUUUGAAACCUAAACCUCGGAAGAAGGCGUCGGGCCCAGCAUUGACCGCUCCGGGAACCACAACAACAUCCGAUACUUCUACACCACGAGAGCCAUCUCCUUCUCCAGCAGCGAGCGAACAGGAAAGUGAUAAUGGAUCCUCUGCGCAAAUUGAGUAUCAGCUUCCAACGACCCCCACUGCGUCGAAGAUCGUCCUCGAACCUGAGCGCCAAGUUCAUGAGACAAACAAUACAGCAAACAUUGGGACCCCUGGGAUCACGAACGAUGCCCCGGCCACAAAACGGUCCUUUUACAUGGCCGCUUUCCUCCGUGCGCGAUAUCCAUCAGCACAAGCGACACGGAGCCCGACACCACCACCUUUGGUCAAUGUCAAAGUCGAGGCUGAACUACCUCCCACCCCUGGCACGCCGCCUUUGAGUACUCAGCCGGCCCCAGCAGAGGCUAGCUAUUCAGGUGAUCUAGACGAGAGCUCCACGGUACGAGGAUCUAUUCUAUCAAGAGCCGCCCGUUUUCUCGGGGGCGGAGGUAAUGAUACAGCUGGUGCGACUCCAUAA